Agrilus planipennis (emerald ash borer) is the source of this 1530-nucleotide messenger RNA. It is a transcript of the gene CAHbeta, whose product is annotated as beta carbonic anhydrase 1. NCBI's taxonomy places the organism in Eukaryota, Metazoa, Arthropoda, Insecta, Coleoptera, Buprestidae. The transcript is spliced from 4 exons. Gene Ontology annotation, molecular function: zinc ion binding; carbonate dehydratase activity. The coding region runs from base 366 to 1133 and encodes 255 amino acids. The record is from RefSeq and is a predicted model, not a curated record.
UUCCUAAUUUGCAGCAUUAUCUCAUUUGAUCGAUUAUUAUACAUAAUCAUAUGCAUAAUUGAUUCUUAUCAAAAUCAUUCAACCAUGAAUGUUACCUUCAAAUUAUAUUAUUUCAAAGACUUUACUAUUUUUCCCAAAUUAGUAUAAGACAUUCCGAAUUGGAAUAAACGCGAGCCAAAACAGUAUCGAUUCUAUGUAUAUAUUUCCGUAAGAAACAAAAUCAACAUUUCUAUCGUGUUCGUAGCAGAUAAUUGGUAUUUUCAUGUUAUUGAGCAUAAUUAAUGUUAAGUAGAUAAAGUGCGGACCUUGAACUAUAAAUAAGUCGAAUUAAAUUGUAUUAAAUUACAAACUAAAAUUGUUUUCAAAUGGAUCGCAUAUUAAGAGGAAUUAUGCGAUAUCGGCAACUCGAUAGGAAAACUAUGGUUGAACAAUUUAAACAAGUUAAAAAUAAUCCAACGCCAAAAGCAGUGUUUUUUACAUGCAUGGACAGCAGAAUGAUUCCCACACGAUUUACAGAAAUGAACGUGGGGGACAUGUUCAUAGUUAGAAAUGCUGGCAAUGUAAUACCCCAUUCGCACCAUUUUCUCGAUGAAAUAACAUCAAAUGAACCAGCAGCCUUAGAAUUAGGAUGCGUUAUAAAUGAUAUAAGGCAUAUAAUUGUUUGUGGACAUAGCGAUUGUAAAGCUAUAAAUUUACUUUAUCAACUACAAGACACAAAUUUUUCUUCUCAGGUAAAUCGUAGAAAAUCGCCAAUAAGAGCAUGGUUGUGCGCUCAUGCUUGGUCCAGUUUAGAAAAAUUUCAGCAGCUAGAAUUAACAGAUUAUUCUAUGCCCCUAAUUUUUCAAGCCGAAACUCCUCAAAGAAAGUUUGUUGCGUAUAUCGAUCCUGAAAACAAAUUAGCGUUAGAAGAUAAACUUUCACAGAUAAACGCUCUACAGCAGUUACAAAAUAUAGCCAGUUACGGAUUUUUAAAAAGUAGACUCGAAAAACAUCAACUUCACAUUCACGCACUGUGGUUCGAUAUUUACACAGGCGAAAUUUAUUAUUUUAGUAGACAAGCUAAACAAUUCGUUAUCAUAAACGAAGACAACAUAGAAACGUUAAUGGACGAAGUGGAAAAUUAUUACAUGUAACACAAGAAUUAUUAUCAGUACUACACUGCUAAGGUUGAAUAUAUGGGAACAAUCUCAUUGUAUUUUUCCAGGUCUUAUUUUUUAUACAAAAAUUAAUAUACUAAUAUAUGUACAAUGAAGAACAAGUACAUAUUAAAUUCAUUUUUAUUUUUAUAAUUUUAAAAAUCUAAUAAUAAUUGAGGCAUGUAUCUCAUAAUUAAAUUUAUUAGUAUAAAUGUUUUGAUGGAAAUGGUUGUUUUAUCAUCAUGUAUGUAUAAAUGUAAUUAACUUACUAUAACGCGAAUAAAUUUAACAGUUUUUAUGAUUUAUUUAUUAGUUCUAUCAUCAACAAGAUGCCCACUUUUCGGAUCUAUUUUUUCCAAUUUACAAUAUAUAAUGCAUAAUUUCAGUCUACCUU